Messenger RNA from Seriola aureovittata, 2172 nucleotides. Its product is annotated as charged multivesicular body protein 6-like. The transcript is spliced from 8 exons. Gene Ontology annotation, biological process: late endosome to vacuole transport via multivesicular body sorting pathway; vesicle budding from membrane. Bases 156 to 773 code for a protein of 205 amino acids. Lineage: Eukaryota; Metazoa; Chordata; Actinopteri; Carangiformes; Carangidae. Gene Ontology annotation, cellular component: ESCRT III complex; multivesicular body. The record is from RefSeq and is a predicted model, not a curated record.
AUGUGGGUGUGGACACUUGCACAGAUGACUACACAAAUAAUGGAGGGGAAGCUACACUAGUUUGCCUCUUACAAGUUAGAAAAAUAGUUGAAAAUCGCGUCGUAGAUUCAGGUUUCCUCCCUGGUUACAGGUUGUAGCUGGGAUGCUGUGUCAGGAUGGGAAACCUGUUUGGAAAAAAGAAACAGAGCCGAGUGACAGAACAAGACAAAGCGGUUUUGCAACUGAAACAGCAAAGAGAUAAGCUGAGGCAGUAUCAGAAGAGGAUCAACCUGCAGCUGGAGAAGGAGAGACUUUUGGCCAAACAGCUGCUGAAAAAUGGCAAAAAAGAAAAAGCGCUGCUCUUGCUGAAAAAGAAGCGCUACCAGGACCAACUUCUGGACAAGACGGAGAACCAGAUAAGCAACCUGGAGCGCAUGGUUCAAGACCUGGAGUUUGCGCAGAUUGAAAGCAAAGUCAUCAACGGGCUGAAGGUUGGAAAUGAAUGUCUGAAAAAGAUGCACGAGGUGAUGUCUGUUGAAGAAGUAGAGCGGAUUAUGGAUGAAACCCAAGAUGCCAUCGAGUACCAAAGGCAAAUAGACGAGAUGCUGGCCGGCUCUUUAUCACAAGAGGAUGAAGACGCUGUUCUGGCUGAGCUGGAGGCCAUUACUCAGGGAGACGUCCAGCUUCCUGAGGUUCCCUCGGACGAGCUGCCGGAGGUCCCAGAGGCCACGGAGGAGGAAGCAGGGAGGGAACGUCCCAGAAAGAAAGCAGAGCGCGAGCUGCUCGCUGCGUAGGAAAGUGACUGACCUCCCUCAGCCCACCUGCUCGCCGCCGGUCGCUCCUUCUCUACAACACUCACCUACAUUAAACCGACAAACCACACAAACAUUUUGCUGGAGACCUCUCUGCUUCCGAGGUCUGUGAUGAAGUGACAGCAGAUACCGAGCUUCCUCCGUCUCGUCCGGUCACUGUUUGUCCUGGUGUGCUGACACGUGAAGACGGUCAGGACUGGAGCAGCCUGGAGAACUGCUGAGCUGAACCAUGAAGACCUGUGAGAUUAGAUAACUGUGCCUAACCUUUGUUUGAUUAUUGCUCUUUCUCUGUAUUUACCACCUAAUCAUUUUACAUACAUUGACUUUAAUGCAUGUAUGUGCUACUCAUUUGAAUUCAUCAAAUGGUCUCUCUGGGUCGGGUUUGCAAUUUAUACUCUAUAAACGGUCAGUUCUCCCAAAUGAGGAAAAAAGUUUGUUUUGAAAAUUUGAAAAUUACAUUUUAAAAAUCAUUCCUGCGACGUCUCUUUCCAGAAACAAUGUCCCUGUUAAUCGAAAUAAUCCACAAACAGUGCACACGUCAACAUUUUUCAUUGGGACUACUUUUUACUGAAGAAAUCCUCUGAGAACAUUGUAAGACCUUUAAAAUCUGACUGAAUUGAAGAAGCUUGGAGAGGUGAACAGAUCUUUGGUUGAUGUUUUUCUUGUCAUUUGGGUGAACUGACCCUUUAAGAGCCGGAAGGAUGAAAACACCAUGUGCUCUGUAAGGUCCGGCGUUAUGUUCCCACAGCACCGACCUCGUCCGCCUGAGCGGCCCAGCUGGAGAGCUCUGCCCUCGCACGAGUUAUGUGACCCACCCUCAAAAGUUUUUCUAAAGCGCUGAAAUAUUUGCAUAAGCAUCUGUUUCACAGAAUAUUCUCCGAGUCUGACCCCUUUUCAAGCAGCUUAACUAAUCUAAUUUUGUGCUCCCCUUGUGGAUUAGCUGAGUGUCAAUGGAGAAAGGGCUAAUCAUAUCGUCUGUGGGUUUACCUCUGCAGCCCAGACAACAGUUGUUAAUCUCUUCAAGGUAAUAAUUUGACAUAACCUGGAUCUUUACCCACAGAGUAUUAUCAGCGCAGGGGCCUGUAAUUAUUUUACUGUGCAUAUCACGCUCAGAUUCGCUUGUAUAGAUCCGUGUUACGCUGCAGCAGGAAAGAUGGCCUACAUUCAGAAGCCUAAGCUUGUGUAUCUUUGAAGAUCCAUCGAACUAAUCUGUGAAUCAGUUAAUCUCGCAGAGAGAAAACACUGAUGACUAAUACUGUCAGGCUGCAGACGUCACCGCAUCAGAACCGCAUCCAGCUCCUCGUCUUAAAAAAAAUUGCUUUGGAAAUUGUUCUUCUCUCUGCUCAUCCUUUUUACAAUAAACAGUUUUUUUUUAUUGUCA